Suillus subaureus is the source of this 609-nucleotide messenger RNA. RefSeq lists its product as uncharacterized. Lineage: Eukaryota; Fungi; Basidiomycota; Agaricomycetes; Boletales; Suillaceae. The coding region runs from base 1 to 609 and encodes 202 amino acids. The record is from RefSeq and is a predicted model, not a curated record. The transcript is spliced from 3 exons.
AUGGCCCCUUCGAGCAGCAUCACUUCCCCUACCGCAACUGCCACAUCCUCCGUGUCCGACUCACAUAAGCGUACUUUCCCAUUCGCAGCGCUCAUUCUGCUCGCUCUGUGCAUCGCAUACAUCGUUGGUUACCUCGUCUACCGGCGGAUCCUAAAUUCCUGGAACGCUAAGCAGAACGCGGAGAAGGUGCAGAACUUCCCAGAUGAAUUUUUUGAGAAGAAGCCGAGAGGACCGCAUCGUUUCACAUGGACCCAUGGCAUAUGGAAGAGCAAGGCUAUCGGAGAGAACACAGAGUCAGAGCCACAUCGUUCCUUUUCGAGCUCCCCUGACGAGAAACCCCUCGUUUCACCACCGCCUGUAGCCAUGAUCAAAGAGCACGCGUCCGGUGGUCCAACUAUCACCCAAUCGCAAAGGGACGUUCGUACCGCAUUUCCCAAGCGCAUUGCAAGAGCUGCUAGGGAGAAGGGUUCGAGGGUGCUCUCGCGUGGUCGUGUGACAGAGAUUAAAGCUGAUCCAAAGCUCGCACCUGUACAGGGGCCACUCAGGCCACUGUCCAUCUUGCUGUCAAGGAACAAGGAGAGAGAACGGGUUUCAUUCAAUUUGGCGUAG